CUGCCGGUGCUUCUCCAGAGCUUUGCUGACGUCCUCCUCGUGCUCCAUCUCGAUGAAGGCCUGACCCGUCGGCCUCCCCAGCCGGUCCACAGACAGAUGAAUCCCCCUCUCACCCUCACGGAUCCUACACUCUGAAACACGGCUGGUAGGCCGGCAGUGGAGGGUAUUCAUCCUCACAAGACGAUCCUGUCUGAAAGCUGAUUCCAUUCCAACUUCAGAAUACUUCCAGGAUCUGGUGGCAUCCUGCUGACUGCUCAGUGAUUGAGUCUUCAUUUUUCUGCUGCCUUUCCUGGAAAAUGACACUGAUCCUUUAUACCCUGUGUAACCAGGUUGAAAUAACAGAUAUAUUUUCAUAUAUGAAAUUCCACCAACUUCCAAAAAUUCAUGUAAAUAAUUGUUUUUUGUUUCCUCUUCUGUGUUUAAAAUGUAUUUCACUUUUCAUUGUUAUAGGAAUUAGUACUGUCUCUUUAAGAGGUUGCGUUUUGAUGAUGUCACAUUUGCGCCGGAAGUAAAGAGAAUACGUCGGAACGACGCGGGAGAAAACAGACAGACCGAAUGGGUUCUUUAUUUGAGGAUAGACAUUAACUUCGUGGUGAAGAUAGACAUGAGCUGGAUGGACAUUGUACGUCGGAGAUAGACAUGAAAUGAAUGAACAUUGUCUUCACGUAAAGGAAAGAUAGAGCAGCGGUAUGGACGCUUGAUUAAUGGAUGUUAUCUUCAUGCUAAAGAGAGACAGAGCGGUAAUAUGGACGCAUGAUUGACAUACAUCAUUUUCACGUUAAAGAGAGACGGGAAUAAAUGUUUAGCAACAUUCAACAGGCCAGUCUGUUUAUUUAUGCCACGACCAAGAAACAAAAGAACACAAUGCAGGACAAUAACAACUGGUGUGAAGGCAGAUUUUCAGAGGCACACACGCACACACACACACACACACACGCACACGCACACACGCGUUACAAUGGUGCCGUGACCCGGAUCAGUGGAAAUGUGGCCCGUUACAACGGUGCCGUGACCUUUCCAGGAUCGAUUUGAGGAGCGACGCCAGAUCGUUCACCGAGGUGGCGGUGGAUUGAGAAAGGAAUUUCUGUGCAACCCAAGGCUGUUGUUUUGUACCGCAUCAGCUCCACUCUACAUGCAUCAGAGGAGACAAACCAUCAGCGCCACGGAUCCUGAUGAGCCGCUCGCAGGACAUCGCUUCUUCUACGGUCUUGCACAGGAAGCUGCUGGAAAAGCCAACUUCUCUGUCAGUGACAACAAAGACAACACGGUCGGGAUCCUCACAUGGAGGAACAGCUACAGCAGCCUCCAGAAGAGUGUCUACCACAUCCCCGUGGUCAUUUCUGACGGAGAGUUCCCCAUGCAGAGCAGCACCAACACGCUGACCAUCAGGGUUUGCACCUGCGACCGUGAAGGCAACAUGAAGCUGUGCAACGCCGAGGCACUAACGGCGAGGGCAGGACUCAGCACCAGAGCCCUGGUGGCCAUUUUGCUUUGCGUCAUCAUCUUGCUCAUGAUCGUGGUGCUGUUCGCUGCCCCGAGGAGGCAGAGGAAGAAGGAGCCUCUGAUCAUCUCCAAAGAGGAUGUCAGAGACAACAUCGUCAGCUACAACGACGAGGGCGGUGGCGAGGAGGACACCCAGGCCUUCGAUAUCGGCACACUGCGAAACCCGGAGGCCAUUGUGGAGAGCAAACAGCGGCGGGACAUCAUGCCCGAGACCUUCUACCCUCCGGUCCGAUGGCCAGUUCUGCCCCCAACCCGGGACAAUAACGGGGACGUGAGAGACUUCAUCAACCAGAGGCUCCAGGACAACGACAGCGACCCGACAGUGCCGCCUUACGACUCCCUCGCCAACUAUGCCUACGAGGGCAACAGCUCGGUGGCGGAGUCCCUCAGCUCCCUGCAGUCGGUGACUACCGAGGGCGACCAGGACUACAACUACCUGAGCGAGUGGGGGCCGCGGUUUAAGAAACUGGCGGACAUGUACGGGGGCGACGACAGGGAUUCCUAACGAGAGCCUCGGCACACAGACAAGGAAGUAAUGUAGAAAACUUUCGGGCAGUUCUGGUGCAUGUGCGGUGAGUUAAAGGACAGAGGAAAGAGCUCGGUUUUGUCCAAAGCGCUCUUUCGCCACCUUCGACCACCAUUCAUUGUCCCUCCGGUGACCAGACGUAGGCAUUGUGUGUCCAGUCCGUGUUAGUUGCGUUUUUGCGAUCGCACAGUAAAAAGAGACUUUGUGUCGAGACUUUUUUGUGUGUGUAUAUGGGGUGUACACGAGGCCCAAAUAUAUCUAUACUGAUAUUUUUUUGUUUUAGUUUCUUUUGGUUCGUUUUUUUCCAAAGCUGCCUGUGAUGGACACACUCUACAAGCAGUUUUGUAAACCAACAGAUAUGCCUAUGUAUUUUUCAGUGUUUCUGGGACAAAAACAUGCUGCAUAUUGUGAGUUCUAUCUUAGCUUGUGUAUGUACAGUAACAUGAUACGAUACACUGUACAGUUGUUUUGUUUUUCUAGGGAUUUCUAUCUUCCGAACGAUCCCCCCCUUUUCAGCGACGGUUGCCUCACAUUAACCACCCUUGAGUUUGAGCCACGGGAAGAAUCUUGCACUGGAUUGGACGGGAGAGGAGCAAAAAGCGGAGAAUGUUCUUCAAAGUCGCGGUACAGGAUUGUGGGAUUUGUGGCUUCAGAAACGCACCACUUUGUCAUUUUUUCAGCUUCGAGCAUCCGCUGUGAGGUGAGCCCAAAUAGCAGAUAUUUCCUUCUUGAGCUGAAUGUCAUUAGAGCAGGUUUUUGAGAAGUGAAGUAUACAGCAGUGUUAUUUUCUACGCUACAAUAAAUAUUCUAGGCUCAGUUAGAGGAAAAUACUGGUCCUGUCAGCCUUUUUUUUUUGCUCACUUUACCCCACAAAUGUUGGAGGAUCAGUAAGUCGAAUCAGUGCCGAGACGACGCCGCUGAGCUUGAAACUACAGCAUCAAAUUACAUUAGUUACCAUUAAAAUUCAUUAUGCUGUUUUAUUUUCUUCCCCUAAAUGGUUUGUUUUAUCCGUUCAAGUGAUGAAGGGAAAACAGGAUUUGAAUCAGUGCAACAAGCAGCAGAAACAAGUAUUUCUAAUUUGAUUCUGUCUGUCUGUAAAGUCCCAUAAAUGAAUUAACAGUUGCCUUAAAUUCUAAAAUUACAAACUAGAUGUUCUCAUUUUUGGGGUCAGUCUUUUCUCAUCAGGAAAUAAAAUAUAAAUGUACCACAUGACCUUCCUUACUUUCAAGUUUUUCUUUUAGAUAAAAUUAAGGUUGGGUAUUGCUUGUAUUUGAUCGAUUCUGCUCAUCGAUUCCGGUUCUUACGACAAUCCUGCUUUCACAUUAAUGAUGUACUUUAUUAUAAUAUGUUACAGAAGGAGUUUCCCUGUAUUGAGUACUUUGAGUAACAGUUUCAAUGCAAGACUUCUACGAUGUGGGAUUAGUACUUCCAUCUUUGUCAACACUUAAAAAUUACAUGAAUUAAUGAAGUUACUGUGUUUUUUUACACAGCUGCAACUUAUGAGCCACUAAAACCGAUAAAUUCUAUGUAAAGCCAAAAAUUGAUGCCAACGCUACUGAAAUGAUGUUGAUCUGAAGGUGGAUGUUCAUCAAUGAAGAGAUGACACAGGUAGAUCAAAUUAAGAGUACAUUUAAUACGGACGAGCUCGUGAUUCAAGCAUCAUGCGGUGGAUGAAUGAAGAGAGUUACAAUGACUAGAUCUUUAUAGGUUUCAACAUCUGGCAUAGAUUAGAAUACAUUGCGUGAGAAGAAGAAAGAGAGAAAGAGGGAGCCAGGAGGUCCCUAGUCCCUUUAGGUUAACCCACAGGUCAACCUGUGAUGAAUGAUGGCUAAAGUAAACGUUUCAACAUAUGGUUUCAUUCUAUUUAACAUUCUUGAGCUAAAGAAAAUAUAUAGAAAGCACGUAUCCCAGAAAAACACAUACUAUCAGCUACGACUACAAGAACAGCAGUCUUGUUCUACAGAAUACAUAAAUUCCAACCUAUUCUCGGCCUCUGAAAGGACUAGAAAGUUGCAUAAUAACUAGUGGACUUCACAGUUUGAGAAACUUCGACUACUUUUACUGUAACAACAGUGAAGUCCAUUUGUUAAAAGUGGGGCUGGAACUAACGAUAACGUUCAGUCUCAAUUGUUUUCUCAAUCGAUUUGUAAUUUGAUCUCUAAAAUGUCAGAAUUUGGUGAAAAAACUGAAAAAACUAACAAUAACUUUGGUGAAACUAAUAAAUGAUCUAAAUAGUUGGCAAUUUAGUAGUUGCAGCUCUAUUUUUGUUGGCCAAAAGUUUAUGCAAGUUUGAAUCUAAUGUUGGUUGGCGGAUUAGUUGACAACUGAUCAAAUAGUGUUUACAGCUCUGCUUUUGUUUUUUUUUUUCAAUUGUUUAAAAUACAGAAAACAACAGCAGUGUAGCUUCCUAACAUUGGCUGUGUUGCUUUUAAUGUAACUCAGUGUUAAAGGUGGACCCAUUGGGGGCCAUUCAUCGAUCUGCUUUGUAAACCGUGAUAUUUUGUACUGAAUAUUUAUAUGACACAAUUAAAUAUCUUUAAAAAUC
Messenger RNA from Amphiprion ocellaris (clown anemonefish), 4574 nucleotides. Its product is annotated as cadherin-6-like. Gene Ontology annotation, cellular component: adherens junction; membrane; catenin complex. Gene Ontology annotation, molecular function: cadherin binding; calcium ion binding. Bases 1133 to 2008 code for a protein of 291 amino acids. Gene Ontology annotation, biological process: cell-cell junction assembly; calcium-dependent cell-cell adhesion; multicellular organism development. The record is from RefSeq and is a predicted model, not a curated record. The transcript is spliced from 6 exons. NCBI's taxonomy places the organism in Eukaryota, Metazoa, Chordata, Actinopteri, Pomacentridae.